AUGUUUCGUUUCAAUAACGGAAUUACUCGGAAUGUGUCUCGUAGAUGGCUUCGCAGAAGGCUACAAAACCAGCAACAAUGUCACUUGAUGGGACGAGCCGCGCAAUACCAAUCAUCGUCAGUCUUGUCAGCCCAAUAUUCAUCUUCUCCGUAUCUCUCUGAACCAAAAGACGAUAAUGAGGAUACCGAAGAGACUCAAAAGAUCAUCCAAGCAGAAUGGAUCCCACCGAAUCGUCCCUUGCACGGAGAUCAAGAUCAUUCUCAACUCUUCAAGACCCAAAAGGACUUGGAUCGUGCCGAAGAUGCCUUGCUGUUUACCGUGGAGGAGGAUGAGUCGGAAGAAGAAACCUUGCGGCGGCUUGAAAAAGCCUUGGAAUUGGAAGAAAAAUUGGAAGUGGAACGACAAAAGGAAUAUGCUGAUGCUGAGCAAGACUUUGACAAUACUAAUAUUGAUUGGCUUCAGACCCGACGACAAGCACUGGGAACCCAACAUCCCGAGCAAGACCAAGUACCAAUCAAGACACAUGAACUACUGACGGAAGAAGAAGUAACGACGUUAUUGACUGUGUUUGGGGGCCAAGACAUUUUGGUUUUGAAGGAUGACGAGGAAUACCCUCGCAUGGGCGGAGCGAAUGGAAUGGUGCUGUGCACGGCCGAGAGUCAAUUCUUGGUUCGGAGCAUAACCAAGAAUCUUGUGGAUCAUUUGAAGGAACGAGAGUUGCAAGAUUUGGGUGUGGCGGGCGCCAAAAUGGGAAAGCACUUUUUGCAAACUACUGCUGGCAGAGAGAGCGAUUGGAAUGUGAUUGAUUGUCGCACCUAUAUUGUUCAUAUCUUUGACGCCAAAACACGAAAGGCAUUGAAAUUGGAAGAAUUGUGGUCUGGGAAGGAUCCAUUGUGGAAACUGAAUACCAAUGAUGAAGAUACCUUGGAUGACUAUGUUGCCGAUCACUAUGUGCCAUAUUCGUAUGGCCCCAAUACAGUGGGUACGUAUGGGGAGGCCUCCAUUUCCAAGCUACAAAGGCAGCAAUGGCUGUCGCCGCAUCGUCCUGUCAUUUCCACGGAACAAAAAUUAAGAGAUCGAAGAGCCCAGAAACGGCUACGACGGGAACGUAAGAGACAGGAGGCCAAGGAAGCCUACUAUUAG
This is a messenger RNA of Cylindrotheca closterium, 1143 nucleotides long. Lineage: Eukaryota; Bacillariophyta; Bacillariophyceae; Bacillariales; Bacillariaceae. The record is from the annotation of a GenBank genome assembly.